GCUGUCGGUUUCAAGCAAAUGUUGGCGCACAGCUAAAACGCGAACUCGCAAGACAAGAAAGAAAAAAAAAAAGUAAAAGAGAGAAACACAACUCAACAAGUUGAGUAUCAGUUUCAGUUUCAGUCCCGGUUCAUUAGAUCAAUUGAAAGUGAUUUUUUGGUGCCAUUGUAAGCUGGCUUUUUGGGCUGGGUGCUUUGCCAGCGAAGGUCUUUUGACGUGAUUGCAAUUAAAGUUUUUAAUCGAUUCGAAAUACCCACGAACAAAGAGCGUUUAACCAACAAUAUGAAAGUGCUCGAGCGUUUACUGUUGAUUGGCUGUCUGUUUGGCGGUCUCGUUAAUGCACAGGAUUAUCAAGACUAUCAGCCGAGUGCCCCACGAGCAGCACCACAUCGAUUGCAGUCCCAGGCACAGGAGGAAAACCGUCCCACGCCCGUGCCCAUUCUUAAGCAGAUCAACAAACACAACGAAGAUGGCUCCUAUACUUAUGGCUAUGAGGGUGCCGAUGGCUCCUUCAAGAUCGAAACAAAACUGGCCACCGGUGAAGUGAAGGGCAAAUACGGCUAUGUGGAUGCCGAUGGCAAGGUGCGUGUUGUCGAGUAUGGCGCCAACAAGUAUGGCUUCCAGCCAUCGGGCGAGGGCAUCACUGUUGCUCCCCCCACGCUGGUCGAUGAGUCCACCAAGGAGGAGCCCGACUAUGAAGAUGAGCCCCAGCAACGCCCGCAGCGUCCCUACCGAGUUCAGCGUCCCCAGCAACAGGCGCGCCCGCAACCAGCUCCUUUGCCACCUCGACCACAGCCACAACCACAACCGCAACCACAGUAUGUGCAGUACGAAGAGGAGGAAGCGGAGCCACCACGUCGUCCUCAGUAUGUACCGCAAGCACAGCCCUCGUUGGGUCCAGCGCCACCACGUCUGCAAGUGCCUGGGGCACAGCGUUCCACUGAUGUGCUUUACUCCCCACAGCAGCGUCCCUCGCGCCCCGAGCCCGAUUACUCGCAAUCGCAAAGCUUUGGCGAGGGUCCCUCAAAUGUGCGCAUCUCACGUCCCGUCUAUGCCUUGCCACCCGCCUCGCCGGCGCCCAGCAGCGCACGUGCUCAGGGCUUCUUGGCACCCGCUUCUGGUGGUCGCCCGCUGCUCGAGCCAGUGCACUUUGGCCCCACCCAGGCGCCAUUGGCACAGCCAGUGCAGCAGAGCAUUCCACAGCAACAACAGCAGCCACAGUCGAGCUAUCAGCCACGUGCUCAGGGACGUGCUGGGGGCAGUGGCAGCCUGCUGGAUCAGCUGGCGCGUGAUUAUGCUCUGCCCCAGGGCAAUGCUCAGCCGUUGCACGACAUCACCUUUGGCUAUUACUAGAGGUGGACUGAGGAACUGGUAGUGGGUAGUUAGUGCGGCUCAUUUAGCCGUCUCUUUGAGUCAGGUGCAUACAACGAUAAAUCGAUGUCGAUAAUCGCUAAUCGAUAAUCGAUACAUUCGCAUAGUUCCCCCCUUACUCCCAAUUUCGUUCCAACUAUUCUGCAUUCGCCAGUGAUUCCUUUUAGAAUUCAUUAAUCUAUAAUCUCUGUAUUGUAUGUGUAUUCCAUUCGUAAGAUUUUGUGGUCGAAGUUUUAUGAUUAAAUAAAAGAAAAACAACCAAUUUUUGUCCUAA
Drosophila nasuta is the source of this 1645-nucleotide messenger RNA. RefSeq names its product cuticular protein 97Ea (gene Cpr97Ea). Lineage: Eukaryota; Metazoa; Arthropoda; Insecta; Diptera; Drosophilidae. The record is from RefSeq and is a predicted model, not a curated record. Gene Ontology annotation, cellular component: chitin-based extracellular matrix. The transcript has 4 exons. Gene Ontology annotation, molecular function: structural constituent of chitin-based larval cuticle. The coding region runs from base 283 to 1353 and encodes 356 amino acids.